Messenger RNA from Nerophis lumbriciformis (worm pipefish), 587 nucleotides. It is a transcript of the gene cxcl19, whose product is annotated as chemokine (C-X-C motif) ligand 19. The record is from RefSeq and is a predicted model, not a curated record. NCBI's taxonomy places the organism in Eukaryota, Metazoa, Chordata, Actinopteri, Syngnathiformes, Syngnathidae. Gene Ontology annotation, molecular function: chemokine activity. Gene Ontology annotation, cellular component: extracellular region. Gene Ontology annotation, biological process: chemotaxis; defense response; immune response.
CAACAUCAGAAGUUUGCAUCCCAUGACUAACUUCAGUCCUAUUCUGAGGCAGGUCACAUGACUUUUUCAUGCAUAAAUAGUGCAGCAAAUGCUUGAGGAGCACACACACCAUGAAGAUCUGCACCUUGCUCACAUUCGGCAGCAUGCUCGCCCUCGUUUGCGGCAUGCCACCCCUGAGCCGUGACUACAACACACACUGCCGCUGCCUGCAGUUCGAGACCAGGGUCAUACCACCGGACAGCCUGCGGAGCAUCAGGCUGGUGUCUGAAGGGCCACACUGCACCAACGCGGAGGUCAUAGCCAUCCUGGCGAAUGGCCAGCGGAUCUGUCUGGACCCUCAGUCCUCGUGGGUCAAGAAGUUGGUCCACUUUGUUCUGGAGAAGCAGCGACAUCAGAGGGGGGAUGUGCAACGCCCCCGAGUUCCAGUUUGAUGGGACAACAAGACUAGCUCCUGUCUCAAAAUAAUAAGACACUAUAUUUUCUUCUAAGUGAACAUAUCAGCAGUCUCUAUCCAUCCAUCCAUAGCAGUCUGUGUGUAAUAAUGUGAAUAGCUAAAAAAAAAUUCAUUAAAAGUGUGAUGAACUAAA